This is a messenger RNA of Phycodurus eques (leafy seadragon), 4118 nucleotides long. Its product is annotated as polypeptide N-acetylgalactosaminyltransferase 5. The coding region runs from base 589 to 2880 and encodes 763 amino acids. NCBI's taxonomy places the organism in Eukaryota, Metazoa, Chordata, Actinopteri, Syngnathiformes, Syngnathidae. Gene Ontology annotation, cellular component: Golgi apparatus. The transcript is spliced from 10 exons. The record is from RefSeq and is a predicted model, not a curated record.
CGAUAAGUAACUCAUCGACUGGCAGCUAAAAUUGAAAAGUUGGAAGCGGUACAGAAAAUGGAUGGAUGGCUGAAGCACUGGCAGCACGGCAGGGAUCACAUAUUAUUUUGAAAUCUGUCAUCCUUUUCCUGCCAGACUCCAACGUGUUGCGUGAGCGUGGACCUUGAGGACGCUUUAUUUUGAAAUUCAAGGCCUCGGUUUUCUCUUGUGAUCCCUUUUGCUAACUUGAUGUUACUUCCUGGCCAUUUUUUUUUUUGUCCAAUCAAGUUGCGCUGCCUCGGGACGACAGUUUUCUUGCCGAUUUGAGAAACGUCAGUGAGGAGUGUUGGAAGAAGUUUGUGUCUUGACUGCAGCGAUGGGUGGCGACGCUCGAGACACGGUAAUGCGGAAUACGUUGUUACCGUGACAUUGUUAUGAUACUGUACGACUAUAAUUACACUGUGUGUGGAAUUUGUAGCAUGCCACGCAGGCAGCUAGCAGCUCCAUUGAAAAGAAACUUGAACCUUGGACGUAGUUGCCGACCACUCAAUGUGAUACUUUGACAUCAAGUACUUUUUUUAAUUUUUAUUUUACUUUUUUUGGGCGGGGAUGACGAUAAGGUUUUUGAGGUACCUGCGGGGCAGCGGGAGGGUCCUGGGGUUCGUGUUCGUGGCGUCUGUCAUUUGGCUGCUGCUGGACAUGGCUGCCCUCCGCCUCUCCAUCGGCGACGCCAACAGUCGGCUAGUGAAUGAGAGAACGAUCCGGGAGCAGGAGAUGGCCAGGCGGCCGGACAAAGUUUCGGACAGUUCGGAAUUCAAACCCGUCAGAGUCUACAGACGGCACACGGGAAAGGAGCAGAUGGCAGGACGGGACAAAAAUAAUCUCCAAGGAGAUCUUGGUGAGAGUCAACCAGAAUUUGCUGUUAAAAACCCUGUGCAUUUGUCUAUGAUUGACACAUCACUUUUGGAAAAUAACAUAGUAAAUAAUGACUCCAUUGCACUAAGACGCAGUGUCGAGACAGAGAUAAUCGAACCUGUGAAGACGGCUCCAAACACGAGCGUUCAAGUGUUCAAUCCGCACCAGGUUGUGAAGGAAGAACUUCCCGUUCAAACAACACACAAUGCGUCUUCGGUGAAGAAGAUGAAACAAAUGGAAGACUUUCCCGAUCAAGGAACAAAUAAUGCGUCUUUGCUGAAGGAGGAGAAACAAAUUGAAGAAGUUCCCAUUCAAGGAACACACAACGUGUCUUCAGUAAAGGAGGUGAAAGAAAUUGGAGAGAUGUUAGAAAACAACUCAAUAAUAGUCCAUGUCAACGACACCCAUGCCGUAAAGGCAGGUGUCCACCAGGUGCUUUCCCUCGACCUGACCGUCGCCCCCAGAAAUCUCAAUGCCGUCGGUCAGUUCGGCCAGGCGGCGGUAGUUCCUAGCGAUAAGGAGCUGCUGGCGCACCAGAGGUGGAAUGAGGGCUAUUUUAACGUCUACCUGAGCGACCAGAUCCCAGUGGACCGCGCCAUUCCCGACACCAGGCCUGAGAUCUGUGCCCGCAACGAGGUCCACGACGACCUGCCGACCACCAGCGUGAUCUUCUGCUUCGUGGACGAGGUGUGGUCCACCCUUCUGCGCUCCGUACACAGUGUCCUCAAUCGAUCGCCGCCGCACCUCCUCAAGGAGAUCAUCCUUGUGGAUGACUUCAGCAAAAAAGUCUACCUAAAGGAUAAUCUUGACAAGUACAUGGCUAACUUCCCCAAGGUCCGAAUCAUUCACCUGAAGGAGCGCCAAGGUCUUAUCAGGGCCCGGAUGGCUGGAGCGGCUGUUGCCAAAGGUGAGGUUUUCACUUUCCUUGACUCGCACGUUGAAUGCAACGUGGGUUGGCUGGAGCCUCUGCUAGAGCGCAUUUACCUGGAUCGCAGGAAGGUACCCUGUCCGGUCAUCGAAGUCAUUAGCGAUCAGGACAUGAGUUACAAACUGGUUGACAACUUCCAGAGAGGCAUUUUCAAAUGGCCUCUGGUGUUUGGCUGGAGCGCCCUAUCAGACAAGUACGUUAAGAAGAACAAUAUGACCGUGGCUGAUCCUAUCAGAUGCCCCGUAAUGGCUGGAGGACUUUUCUCCAUCGAUAGAAAAUACUUCUAUGAACUUGGCGCCUACGAUCCAGGCCUGGAAGUGUGGGGUGGGGAGAACAUGGAGAUUUCCUUUAAGAUCUGGAUGUGUGGGGGCGAAAUCGAGAUCAUCCCCUGCUCCCGAGUGGGCCACAUUUUCCGAGAGCAGAACCCAUACCAAUUCCCCAAGGACCGGCACAAGACGGUGGAGCGCAACCUAGCAAGGGUGGCCGAAGUGUGGCUGGACGAGUACAAGGAGCUUUUCUACGGCCACGGCUACCAUCACCUGCUGGACAACAGAUUAAUCGACGUAGGCAACCUCACCGAGCAGAUCCAACUGAGGGACAGGCUCAAAUGCAAGAGCUUCAAGUGGUACUUAGACAACGUGUAUCCAGAGUUGGAGGCUCCUUUAGUCAAAGCUGAGGGCCUGGUCUUCAAUCGAGGUUCAAGAAAUUGCCUUUCUGUGCGGAAACGCGUUCUCUCAUUUGAGAAGUGUGAUCUUAGCAAGCAGAGUCAGCACUUUAACUACACCUGGCUGAAGCACAUCCGCCAACAGGAUCUGUGUCUCGCACCUCAUGUCACGCAAAGCAGUUUGAGUUUACAGCCGUGUGACCGCAACCACGCCAUGCUCCGCUGGCUGCACAAAUCCUCCAAGUUACCGCUGCCCGAGCACUUGAUAGCUGAGAAGUCCUCCAAACAAAUGUGCCUGGAAGCUUCUCCGAGAGGUAACAUGAUUCGCCUCACCACCUGCGUUGUCGACAAUCCCUUCCAGCAAUGGCAGUUUACAAACUACUACUCCGAGUGAAGAGCAACAUCGUUCUGGUAAACGUGCAGUAGAACAUGCCUUCAGCUUUGGAAAAGCUGUUUGAGCAUUGUUUCCAUAUUGUCGCUGUUGGACGGAAUCCUCACAUCUCUAAAAUCACUACGUUUCAGGAAAUUUUAAAAAAAGAUGGCAACUUGCUUGAGUUGCCAAACACAUCAUCGUUCAAGUUGGUAUUAUAACAUAUUGAUAUCAUAUAUCAUUGCGUGCCAACAUCAACAGACCACCACCCAAAAAUCAUGUUCAAUAGUAGUUUAAUAUUGAAUACUUCAACGACUGUGGUUAGAUCAUCUCCCCAAAUGCUUAUUUCAAAGGUUCAAGAGACAUGAUUGAUGCAAUUUUUAAAAAAUAAUAAAAAUUAUGAGCUAAAUAGGCGGAAAUUAAUCUGCACACAGACUUACCGUCGUGGCUGGUGUUUCCUUCUGCACUGAAGCAUUACAGCUAUCCAUUAAAAAAAACAAAAAACAGGCUUCCUCCAAUGUAUGUAAUGGCAUUUCAAUCUCGAGGCAGCAUAAUGCUGCACGGCUCCCGCAGAGUGAGCGGAAAGGCGGAGUUUUACAACACUUCUCAGAUAUUUGAGCAUUUAAGAGAGUUGAUAGAUUUCUUCUCAAACUAUUGUCAACACUUUAAAAUUUGGUUAAGGUUAAGAGGAUACCGAUUAAAUGCUCAAAUUAUAAAGAAAGAGUGAGUGAGUGAGUGAAUGAGUUAGCGAGCAAGCAAAUAAUUUGUUUAAAGCAGGGACAGUGGAAAUGUGCAAUGUUUUCAUGACCUUUUUAUACAAAUGUCUGUCUUUUCCUUAUGACACUUUGGUUUCUUUAAACUUAAACCCAAUUGCCUGUGUUGGACUUUUUCACAUUUUACAAAAAGCUUCACACAAUAUGUAGCAUACUGAAAAUUAAGACCCACUAUGUGCCUGGUUUGUAUCCUGUGAAUGUCUGGGACUAAAUAAUGACGAUUGAAUACAAUUUGUUUAAAACGUGUCAAACAGGUAAGAGCCAAGCUGUCAUUUUUAAGAUGUGGUUUACUUGAGGUCUUCUGUGGUUUUUUGAAUGCUGCAUCAUUUGGGCGGUGGGAAUGUUUUUGUACUAUUGCGCCUUUGUCACUAGAGGGAGGUGUUUGCAUGAAGAGAUUAGAGAGCCUCUCACAAUGACAAUCUCAUGCAGGAAAAAUAAAUUGCUCUUUUGUUUUGUUUUGGAAAACUGUGCAAAUAAAAAGACCAGAGA